Anguilla anguilla (European eel) is the source of this 2663-nucleotide messenger RNA. It is a transcript of the gene ak3, whose product is annotated as adenylate kinase 3. The transcript has 5 exons. Gene Ontology annotation, biological process: nucleobase-containing compound metabolic process. Gene Ontology annotation, cellular component: mitochondrion; cytoplasm. The record is from RefSeq and is a predicted model, not a curated record. NCBI's taxonomy places the organism in Eukaryota, Metazoa, Chordata, Actinopteri, Anguilliformes, Anguillidae. Gene Ontology annotation, molecular function: AMP kinase activity; ATP binding. Bases 300 to 980 code for a protein of 226 amino acids.
CCUCCCAUGCCCUUCGUUGUAAGCUACUUCGGCAGCAAGCAUUCAUACAAUUCUGCAAGAAACUUCCUGGAACGCAACGGAUUCUCCUCCUCCUUCGCCUCGCUUUAAGGUCUUAAAAAACGAGAUAAUUUCUGUGAGCGACUGUAGGAAGAGAAGUGGAUGCCACGUUUGGAGACGCAACAUUCUACAAAAUACUAUUGGACAUAUGGGAUUUUGACUAAAUUUUUAAAAACGCGAAGCAUAUUUUAAAUGAUAGUAUCUUUAGCUUUUAAUUUGUUGUUUUAAAAUAUAUUCUGAAAAUGGUUUUGCGCGUACUAUUUCGAGCUAUUAUCAUGGGACCGCCAGGCUCGGGGAAAGGAACUGUGUCUGAUCGUAUAAGAAAAAGUUUUGAACUCAAACACCUUUCAAGUGGGGACGUUCUGAGGGCCAACAUAAAAGCCAAGACGGAGAUUGGGCUCCUGAUGAAGUCUUGUAUAGACCAGGGCCAGUUGGUUCCUGAUGACAUCAUCACUCGGCUCAUCCUGUUGGAGCUACGGAAUAUAGAGCAGAGCCCCUGGCUUUUGGAUGGUUUCCCUCGGACUGUGCGACAGGCAGAGGCCCUGGAUGAAGCCUACAAUAUCGACACUGUCGUCAACCUGAACGUGCCGUUCGAGACCAUCAAAGAGCGCCUGACCUCCCGCUGGAUCCACCUGCCCAGUGGCAGAGUCUAUAACACCAGCUUCAACCCACCCAAAAUCCCUGGUCUUGACGAUGUCACGGGUGAACCUUUGAGCCAGAGGAAUGAUGACACCCCAGAAACUGUUUCCAAGAGACUACACGCAUAUAAGACCCAGACAGAGCCAGUCCUGGAGUACUACAGAAGCAAGGGAGUUCUGGAGACCUUUACAGGAACUGAAACCAACAAGAUCUGGCCUCAUGUCCACGCCUUCCUGUCUGGGAAACUGGGCUCUGGAAACCAUAAAGCUGCCGGGUCGGUGUAGACUGUCAAUCAUUUGACUAUGUAGCAUUAUUAUGGAGCACAAAUGAGGAGAAAAGUGUCUUUGCGCUGCCACAGUUAAGGGAAAAAAAUUAUGGAACGUUGUCAACUGACUGGCAGAGAGGUUUAUAAGAGUCAGCCAUGAACAGGGAAAUGAAGGAGAAAGUGAGUAUGUGAAUGGGCUUAACAAUCAGUGGGAAAUGAAAGGAAGGUGCCUGGGGUCAAGAGGACACUCCAGUGCACUGUUAACUCUCGAUGGCUAUAUACAUUGGGAAAGUGAUCGAAGCAACAUUAAUUGUUAAUCGCUUUGGUCUUAAUCAGAAUAAAGGAAAUAAGCCUAUUUCUAGGCUUUUUAUUUUUGUCAUAAUUUGGGGUGGGGUGGGGUGGUAAAGCCUUAUUUUGCAUAAACUCAAUUUGCCUUGUCCUGCCUUAGUAUCACUUGUUCCUGAGAGGCUUGCACUUGCAUUGUAUUAUGUAUUGCACAGACAAAUCAAGGUCAUUUCAAAGAAAUGUGUGCUGUGUGAAGAUUUUUGCGAGAGAUUUUAUCUAACACUAAUUUGACAGUGAGCACCAGAUUUCCGAGGUAUUUUAAGAUUAAAAAUACAAUAUUUGUGAUUAGAAAUAAUGUAGCUUUUUUCACUUUAUUCUUGAAUAUACAUUUUUGUAAAGAAAAAUGUAAGCUGUGUAAUGCUUUGCUGAUUGCACUUUUAAAAUAGUAACACCAGAACAAUUGUUAUGAUUUCCAUUUUGAACAAUGAUUUCAAUUUGUAUUUAUGACUGAUUGAUUUUUCUUUUUCAUUCGAUGUCAUGCAUCAUAAAAAUUGCCAGCCCACAUGAGCUUUUAAAGACACCAUUAUUUUGAAUAAAAGUAAUUUGAAGGUAUACACAUAUAUGUGAAUUGUGAUAAUUAACAGUGGAAUCUGUGACAAAGCAACUGUAACUGGUUGUUAGUGACCACAUUCAGACAAAUCCCAAGAAAAGUCUUUUCUCGAUGGCAAGUCUCUAUUUUUGUUGAAUGAAGGCAGCUAAGGGUAUUUGAUUACGUCCACUUGAGUGGAGUCACAUUCGGGUUAAAAAUCAUAAAGGUUUUGUAUUGUUCUUAAUAGUGGGAAAAUCUGGUAAUUUUAACAAUAUUCAAAUAAGAUAAUGUAAUUCUUGUGGAACUUAAAUAACCUUCUGUUGAAUGAUGGGCUAAGCAUCAUUUGUGUGGCUACCUGUACUUAACACUUAAAUUUUCAUAAUGCCCCAAAAUGAAUUGCACAUGCACUAAUAUUACAAGGGAUGGGGGAUGUUUAUGAGUCUUAAUUAAAGUGCAUUAUAUUGGUUGUAAGUUGUUAUGCGUAUUAACCUUUGCCAAUAAUUAAAGUGUUCCAAGAGACUGAUGUGUAAUUUUGUCACAAUUUUGCUUUUUUUUUGUCAUUCACCAUGAUGUUUGCCUGUAAGGUUUGUUAUGGUUGUUAAUGCUACCUGUAAUUCAGAUUUCUGAGAUUGUGUUCUUAUUAGACUCUUAGCCUGGCCUUAAAAUACUGAUUCAUAUUUCCUGUAUGUUUAGUAUUACAUAUUAGUAUUUUAUAUUUUUCAUGUGAGUUAGAGGCAUUAUUUUUCAAGUACCUGAAUUGAAAAUAAGAUGGCUUGAUACAAAACAUCUACAUUUCUAGAACAUUAAAAUUUUCAAUCAUGGAAAAAA